Didymodactylos carnosus is the source of this 672-nucleotide messenger RNA. The record is from the annotation of a GenBank genome assembly. NCBI's taxonomy places the organism in Eukaryota, Metazoa, Rotifera, Eurotatoria, Philodinida, Philodinidae.
AUGGGAGGAAAGAUAAGAAUUUUGGUAUUUACAUUGCCAAUAGUUGAACAUUUGAUGAUGAAUAAUAAUCAAUCCGAUAAUGAUCAGCAUCAUCCGUCUGCAAUAGUUCUCACUUUUGAGACGAGGACUAUUGAAGACGUUAAUAAAGAUUUUCAGACAGUUGGAACAGAUUUAAAUGUUAUUGCUAUGGAUCAUGGUGAUGUUAUUGUUACCAGACAAGCAUCAACAAGAACAAUAAGUUGUGAUAUUUUUAUUAGCAAUCUUCAAUGUUUAAAACAAUUAAUUACCAAUUCUUUGAUUGUAUUAAAUAAUGUCAAAUAUGUUGUUUUGCAUUCUGUUGAUAUUAGUGAUGACGUAUUACCAACUGAAUCGAAGAAGAAUCUUGAUUAUAUUCUAACAAAUAUCUAUAAAUAUGGAGAACUAGAGCCGCAGCUUAUUAUAGUGCAUCCUACUCAGUUAUUUGGUUGGAUGAAAGAUUUAAUAAUAAACUUUACAUCCGGUAAAGAAUUUCAAAUAAUUGAUAAUUUCUAUAAUUUAUCAAUGUCCCUUAAAAACGACUUGAGCUCAUUUGACAAGUACUAUUCGGUUAUUGAAAAUAAGCAAAAUUUAGCUACAGAAAACAGGAAAUCAAUCCGAAAAAUUAGCUCAUCCUCAACGGAUGGUGAUGACUAG